AUGAGGCUAAUAGUGCAGUUAAAAUCCGCAUUGGAUUUCCCCGAGGGAGAUGAAGAUGGUUAUGGUAAUGAAAAUGGUGAAGAUGCAGAUAUUCUUCCAGAGAAUUCAGCGGCAAAUCUGUCUUGGGAUGUUCCUGAAGAGAAAAGGGAGAGGAAGUUUGAAUUUGAAGUAUAUACAUGUCGUUUGAUUGGAUGUGAGUUGUGUUCUCAUUGGAAUCACACAGAUUGUGUUAUUCGAGAGCAACUUAUCUACAUGGGUUAUUUUGUAAAGAGUGGAUCAGGGCCAAACGAAAUGAUUUUCAUGUGUCAAGCAUGCAAUAGGACUUCAGAACUAUUAGGCUGGGUUAAAGACGUCUUCCAACAUUGUGCACCAUCAUGGUAUGGGGAAACCUUGAUGAGGGAGCUUGAUUUUGUUAGUAGGAUCUUUCAUGGUAGUAAAUACCAACGGGGGAGGAAUCUUUUUUUAAAGUGUGGUGAUCUCAAGAAAAAACUGAAAAGUCAAAAAAUGGAUUCUAAAGUAGCAUGUUGGGCAAUAUUGAUGGCUUUCCAAGAGCUUGACUUGGAUUCUCCAAAGAACUCGGGAAAUGCAGAAAGUGGAAGAUUGAUUGCUCCACAUGUGGCGUGCAACAGAAUUGUUGAAAUGGUGCAGGAGGCUAUAAGAAAGAUGGAAUUAGUAGUUGAUAAGAAGAUGAGAAUGUUCAAAAAGGCUUGCUUGGCUUUUGAGGCUUGUGAUCGCGAAUUAUUCGACAAUGCCAGAAGAACAGGAGAACUCGGGAUGGAGAGACUCCAACAAAUGUCACUGAUUGAAGCAACUUGA
This is a messenger RNA of Cicer arietinum (chickpea), 816 nucleotides long. Its product is annotated as OBERON-like protein. Gene Ontology annotation, biological process: maintenance of root meristem identity; regulation of gene expression; maintenance of shoot apical meristem identity. NCBI's taxonomy places the organism in Eukaryota, Viridiplantae, Streptophyta, Magnoliopsida, Fabales, Fabaceae. The record is from RefSeq and is a predicted model, not a curated record. Gene Ontology annotation, cellular component: nucleus.